GUCAUCGUUAAUCACGUUGACAGGAUGACGUGCUAGAUAUUUACCUUUUGCUGCACAUUAACAUUGCUCGUGAUUUUGUCCAAAGUAUGGCUGUGAUUAAGUGUUGCCGACGGCAGUUCGAUUUGAAUCUCAUAACAGUCGAGCCCGGUUUGUUUCUUUAUAUGCUGGCUUUCUUUCUGGGCAACCCAACCUUCCAGGCCUUUGUGUAUAACAAAGUGUGCAUUGACAAGUACAACGAGACUUUCUGCGACAGCCUUCGCAACAAGACGUUCCAAGAGGACCACAAAACAGAAGAGGAUUAUGUCCAGUCUGAGACGUCCUACUGGAUCUUAAAGAAAAACGUUGUAGAUCGAAUUCCGUCGUGUUUGAUUGUAGUGUUUAUCCUAGGAUCCUGGGGUGACAAAGUGGGUCGGAAACUACCUGCUAUUUUACCCAGUGUGGGAGCAACGUUGUCUUCCAUUGUGUACUUGCUUAUGUCCAUUUACCCUUCAAGUAAAGUGGAUUAUGUGAUGAUUGCUGGUGCAGUAAAUGGUCUGUCUGGGGGGUUUUCGGGCCAGUUGAUGGCUGUGUACAGCUACGUGACGCACAUUGCUGAUCCCACCAAUAGAACUACGCGAUUAGGAUUCAUAGAGGCUGUUAACUUUUUAGCUGGAACAGUUGGUGUCUUCAUAUCGGGAGUGAUGUUGGACAGUACGAGUUUCACAUUCGUCUUCGCUUUCAUAACUGGGUCUUCGUUCAUAGGACUUGUAUACGCUAUCAUACGUCUAGAGAACCUAACGGCCAGCACAACACGACCCGAGGGUGAAAGUUUCUGCGAGUAUUGGUUUCUUGGAUCUCUCAAGGAGUCUGGUCGUUGUGUGAUGAAGAAAAGGGAAGGAAAGAGAACUCUGUACAUCUUCUUACUGCUCAUUGUCUUCAACCUCCUUGUUAUCGGAACAGUGAGUGAAGGGGACGUCCUCCUCCUGUACACAAGGCGAGCUCCACUCAGCUGGUCACAGACAACGUUGGGUUACUAUCAGGGUCUGGAGAACUUACUUCGUAGUAUAAUGAUGUUCACAGUUCUGCCACUAUGUAGGAAGUUGAGGAACACCACUUUAUCACUCUGGGGCUUCACGUCCAAAACCAUCGGUCUGGUGGUAUUGGGACUCAGCAAACGGACAUGGCAAGUCUUUAUAGUGUCACCGAUUUCCAUGUUUCAAGGCUUUCCACUGGCUGUUCUUCGGUCAACCAUGUCGAGUUUGGUCAGCCAGGAUGAACAUGGGCGCAUGUUUGGACUCGCGGCUGCAGUGGAUAGCCUUGGUGGGUUGAUGGCAUCUGUGAUUUUCAAUGCUCUCUACCCAGCAACCCUUGAUUUCUUCCCUGGCUUCAGCUUCAUGCUGGCUGCUGGUCUGUGUGGCGUUGCUACAGGGAUUUUGCUGUGGCUUCAUUUUGUUCUGAAAAGACUGGUGCUCAAUGAUACUAUAAUUACAAAAACCGUGACAGAAGACACAGGUGACAUUAGCAAAGAGGACAUUCAGGUGGAGACUGCGACGACUCACUUGUAAAAGUCAUCAGUCACAACUCGGGUAGAUGUAGAUCUUUUGCCUUCAAAAUACAAAUAGUUCAAACGGAUCAUAUUAAUUAAUAUGUUCGAGAAAUACACAAUACUCCAGAUAGAUCAGGUUCGAGUGUUAAGACACUGGAUA
Molecule: messenger RNA, 1685 nt
Organism: Haliotis rubra (blacklip abalone)
Lineage: Eukaryota; Metazoa; Mollusca; Gastropoda; Lepetellida; Haliotidae
Product: solute carrier family 46 member 3-like
Exons: 7
Coding region: 87-1544 (485 amino acids)
Biological process (GO): transmembrane transport
Cellular component (GO): membrane
Molecular function (GO): transmembrane transporter activity
Source: RefSeq, a predicted model, not a curated record